Messenger RNA from Hyla sarda, 1909 nucleotides. RefSeq names its product serpin family I member 1 (gene SERPINI1). Gene Ontology annotation, molecular function: serine-type endopeptidase inhibitor activity. The record is from RefSeq and is a predicted model, not a curated record. The transcript is spliced from 9 exons. Gene Ontology annotation, biological process: negative regulation of endopeptidase activity. Bases 152 to 1384 code for a protein of 410 amino acids. Lineage: Eukaryota; Metazoa; Chordata; Amphibia; Anura; Hylidae.
CAGGUGGGCGGGCGUUACGUGAUUGGCUGUCAGGUGACAACAUGUGGGCUCUAUGGGGAAAGCUGUGGUGAAGCAUAGCGAGUGAUCCUGCAGUCAGCUGGAGGAGGAGGAGACGGCGGAGCAUCGCAGGGAGCUGAGGAUUUUUUCGAGCAUGCGUCUCUUAGGCUUUCUCUUGCUCCUUGCUGUGCAGGGAACAGUGCUGUGCUUGAGCGUCCAAGAUGAAACCAUCACAGAGUUCUCUGUAAAAGUCUACCAUGAACUUAGAGCUACAAAGGAAGACGAGAACAUCUUAUUCUCACCUCUGAGCAUUGCUACGGCUGUAGGGAUGGUGGAAUUAGGUGCUCGUGGAGCAAGUCUUAAAGAGAUUCGACAUGCAAUGGGAUACGACAAACUUAAGAACGGUGAAGAAUUUUCUCUGUUAAAAGAUCUUUCCGGCAUGAUGACAGCCCAGGAAAGGCAUUAUGUGCUCAGCAUUGCAAACUCCCUUUAUUUACAGAAUGGAUUUCAUAUCAGUGACAAGUUCAUCCAACUAAUGAAAAAAUACUUCAAGGCAGAAGUAGAGAAUGUAGACUUCAGUCAAGGUUCAACCGUAGCAGAUCACAUCAAUGCGUGGGUGGAAAAUCACACUAAUAAUCGUAUUCAGAAUCUGUUCUCAUCUGAAGACUUCACUGACUUAACAAAGCUGGCUCUGGUCAAUGCCAUCUAUUUUAAGGGUAAUUGGAAAUCACAGUUCAGACCUGAAAACACCAGAACCUUUUCCUUUACAAAAGAUGAUGAGAGUGAAGUGCAGAUCCCAAUGAUGUAUCAGAAAGGAGAAUUUUACUACGGAGAGUUUACUGAUGGAUCUAAUGAAGCCGGUGGGGUUUAUCAAGUCCUAGAAAUGCCAUAUGAAGGCGAUGAACUCAGUCUUAUGCUCUUGUUGUCCAGACAGGAGGUCCCUUUGGCAACUCUUGAGCCUCUUGUUAAAGCUUCACUGAUUGAUGAGUGGGCAAAUUCUGUCAAAAAGCAAAAAGUUGAAGUUUAUCUUCCAAGGUUCAAAGUGGAAGAAACGGUUGAUCUGAAGGAUGUUUUGUCAAGGCUUGGCAUCGUAGAGAUAUUCAGUAGACAAGCUGAUCUGUCUGCAAUAUCCGAAAACAAGGAUCUUUACGUUGAUAAAGCAGUUCACAAGUCUUAUCUUGAGAUUAAUGAAGAGGGAUCUGAAGGUGCUGCGGCCUCUGGAAUGAUUGCCAAUAGUAGGAUGGCAGUGCUGUACCCCCAGGUGAUUUUUGACCACCCAUUCUUCUUCUUGAUUAGAAACCGCAGAACUGGCUGUGUCUUGUUUAUGGGAAGAGUCAUGCACCCAGAGGCACUGAAUUCUGGUGGUCAUGAUUUUGAAGAACUCUAGUCCUAUACAUACAUAUGGAAAAUAAUAUAUAAGCACAUUGUUUGCAAAUAAUUGAUGUUGUUUGUUUAAAUGUUUUUUCUCUUUUGUUUUGUUUUUUUGUUUUUCCGUUUGACCUCUUCCAGGAUAAUAUGUAUUAAACGGUAAGUUGAAUAUAAGUAGGGAUUUUAUUUGCUUCAUAAAGAGGAGAGCUGGACACCAUUGUGAAGCAGAAAUCCCCCUUAUCACUGGGCAUAUUCUGGUAAAUAGCAUUUCUGUCAGUGCACUGUACAUUAAAAAAGUCUCGAUAUUUCAAAUGCAGAGAUGAUUGUUGGAUAAUAGAACCCUACAUGCAGGCAUAUUGCCUCCAGUAUUACGUUUCUCGUGUUUGUUGUGAUCGCCUGCCAAAUAAAGUUGUACAUGUGAAAAUAUAUUUUUAUUUAGAGCAUCAGUGUAAACACCUGAUUUAUUAUACACACCCAAACUGGGUGCUAAGUGAGUGCAAUAUGUGUUUUUCUUGUGCUAUAAAGUGGAUGAUUUGGAAAUAUA